This is a messenger RNA of Williopsis jadinii, 405 nucleotides long. RefSeq lists its product as uncharacterized. The transcript is spliced from 3 exons. The record is from RefSeq and is a predicted model, not a curated record. Lineage: Eukaryota; Fungi; Ascomycota; Saccharomycetes; Phaffomycetales; Wickerhamomycetaceae. The coding region runs from base 1 to 405 and encodes 134 amino acids.
AUGGUGAAGACAUUCAGCAAAGAAUUUCUACUGAAGGCAACUGAAGUAUUAAGAGGUUAUUACGAUACUGUGAUGAUGAUCAAAAAGAUCUUUAAGAAGAGGCAAAUGUUCGCAUAUGUUUCCAAUAGAAUUGAUUUCAAUAUUGUAAAGACGAAGAAAGAACAACCAAGAAUGUCAGAACAGAAGAGGAACUACAAGACUAAAAAGCACUCCUCUCGAAGUACUAUAAUGAUCAAUAAGCUGUUGGAACAUCCUGACGAUUGUAUGGAGUCUGGUGCCCUAUUCAUAUUUGCAGAUUACGAUUUUGAUGCUUCUACAAAUGCCAUCAAGGCUUAUGCAUCCAUCAGUGCAAAGUGUAACAAGAGAAUAGCACUGGAAACUACAAAGGUGUUCAAGAUGGUUUGA